Molecule: messenger RNA, 4876 nt
Organism: Schistosoma spindalis
Lineage: Eukaryota; Metazoa; Platyhelminthes; Trematoda; Strigeidida; Schistosomatidae
Source: the annotation of a GenBank genome assembly
GUCGACCAUUCAAGGUCAUCUGUUAGUACUUUUCUAAAAAAGCUUCAACAUAUGCUUCAGUUCUCCUUCAAUAGCUUUUAUCGUCCUUUUGGAAUUAGGACUGUCUUCGUUUAUAUCCGUUAAAGGCUGUUACAUACGUGGAUACUUCUUGAUUCGGUUAUAUCUCAAUUCAAUGGUCUUGAAGCCCUAUGAUAAAAAUGAAGUCGAUAAUGAACGUUUAUUAUCAGUUGCAUCCUGUAUAAUUAGAGAUCGUCUUUAUUUCCUAUCUUGCAAAACUCCACCAAGAAGUAAUUCUUCCAUUCAUUUCUUUUCCAUUGAUGAAGAAUUAUGCUAUGAAAAUUUUUAUGCAGAUUUCGGUCCACUGAGUCUUGGUCAACUAUACAAAUACUGUAAUAAACUAAACAAAAAGCUCAAGUCUGGUAGUUUAAACGAAAAGAAAAUUGCACACUUUACAUCACAUGAUUCACGUAAACGGGCGAAUGCUGCAUUUCUCAUUGGAAGUUAUCAGAUCAUAUAUUUGGGACGUACACCAGAAGAAGCGUAUAAACAUUUAACUUUAAAUGAUAAUCGACCAUUUCUUCCUUUUCGAGAUGCCUCUUUUGGUGCAUCUACCUAUCACUUAACAUUGUUGGAUUGUUUAUUUGCUGUCAAUAAGGCUUUACUUAAUAAAUUUCUCGACUUUGAUACAUUUGAUUUACAAGAAUAUGAACAUUUUGAGAAAGUAGAAAAUGGUGAUCUCUCUUGGAUAAUACCAAAUAAAUUCCUUGCGUUUUGUGGACCACAUUCACAAACGAAGAUAGAAAAUGGUUAUCCUCUACAUUCACCAGAAGCUUACUUCCCAUAUUUCCGUAAACGAAAUGUAACCACUAUAAUUAGGUUGAAUAAAAAAGUUUACGAUGCUAAACGUUUCACCAAUGCUGGCUUCGCUCAUUAUGAUUUAUUUUUUACUGAUGGAAGUUGUCCAUCUGAUCAUAUAAUGAAUCGAUUCUUAGAAAUAUGCGAAAAUGUUUCGGGAGCAAUUGCUGUACAUUGCAAAGCUGGUUUGGGUCGUACUGGUACAUUGAUUGGAUGUUAUUUAAUGAAACAUUAUAAACUUACUUCACGUGAAGUGAUAGGGUGGAUUCGCAUCUGUCGUCCUGGUUCAAUUAUUGGACCACAACAACAUUGGUUAGAUUUAAAACAACCAAUUUGUUGGCAAUUCGGUGAAAUUUACAGGGAAAAUCAACGUCAAUUAACAACAACACAUCUGGUAGAAUCAUCCAUGAGUAGUGAUGAAGAUUUCAACGUAACAGAAACAGUAAAAUUACAAAAUGCUGUAAAGAAAAAUGAUUUAUUAACGUAUAAAUCUUCAGAAAAUGGAUUAUUAGUUAAAAAUGGUAGAAUCUGUAAAUCUGUUACUCCAAUAUCAUUGGUUAGGUCCAAUAACAAUUCAAAUGAUCUUGGCAUUAAAAAUGAUUGCACUAUUCCACCUAUUUUAUCUUCCGAAAUUGUGUUUUCAAACAGUCGUGUUCAAAAUCAGCAUAAAAGAUGUUUGAUUAAUAACAAUAAUAGAAAUAAUAAUAAUAAUAUGGAUAUGAAUAUGAAUAAAAACAUCAAAUCGAAUAUCGGCAAUGCAAGAAAAACAACAACCACUACUACUAAUAACAAUAACAAAAAUAACAAUAGUAUCCGUUCUCUUGGAAUUAGUACUGAUAAUACUGGCAGUAGUAAUGAUAGUUAUAAUGACAAUAGUGGUAUUAGUGAUAGUAAUAGUAACAGUCUUAGUAUUAGUAAUAGUAGUAGUAUUGGUAAUAACAGUAGAAGUAGUAGUAGUGCAUCUAUCACUGAGACUCUCACUAAUUCUCCACGAUGUUACAAUAUAACUGUUAAAAAUAUUAAUUUAUCACAAUUAUCUAAUGAUCAAUCAAAAAAUGCAUCGAAGUUAAAAAACAAUAAAUCUUUAUCAAAAACCAAUUCAGACAUUUCAUCUAAAUGUUUUGAUCGUGAAGUGAUUAUUAAUCCAAGUUUAAUUAAUAUACAAAAAUCAAAGAAAUUAUCUAAAUUAAAUUCGAAAUCACGUAUUAGUCAAGGUGAUCAGUUGAAUAGAAUAAAAGCAAUGAGACGUCCAAUGCAACAGCGUUUAUCAGAUUUCCAAAAACGCAGCAAUAUAAAAUUAACAAACAGUAAUAGUAAUUUGAAUCGUAUCUUCAAUCGUGCGGCAAGUAAUCCAACUGAUAUACAUGAUUUGUAUCGUGGUUCUGUUUCAUGUACAUCAUCCAUGACAAAUAUUCAAGAUCAAUUACCUGGAUCUACUCUAACCUAUUCAUCUAGUCCUGACAACUUUAAUAAUAUUAAUUCACUAUACUCAAAAACUAAGAAUAGAAAAAGUGGAAAUGUGUCUCUUAUAUAUUCUGGUAAUAAUGAUUUAAGAACGCAACCUGAUACCUACACAAAGUGUACUCCAUCUACUAUUGCAUCUCUAACUGUUCCACCACGUUUUUCUCGAUAUUCAACUCGUCAGUCGUCAAAUCGUAACAACAGUGGUUCAAUCACAGUUAAAGUACGCAAUAGAAUUGGAGUGAAACGUACUAAACCGACUAUUGAUGAUAAUAAUAUUAAUAAUAAUCUAACUAUUACUGAAAAUAACGUUGAUAAAGACAAGUUGAUUGGUAACUCAGUUUCAUUAUUAGCUAACCGAUCAGUUCCAUCACCAUCAAUGAAAACAACAACUACAAUUAUCACAAGCGAUACUUCAGUACCAAUGACAAUGGAUCAUACAUUAGAACCAAUAAAACAUACAUCAGCAACAAUACGAAAAUCUCUUAAUUUAGGGAAUAUAGUCCCAUUUGCUACUUCUGUUGAUAUCAAACACAAUAGCUGUAAUAAUGCAAAAUGUAAUCAUAGUCAUCACAAUACCAAUUUGACUAAUAUUCCUGUAUAUGACAAUGUUGUACAAAGUGAGUUAGAUCCAUUAAACAAUACGAAAUAUUCUCCAAUGUCUACCAAUAAUCGAUAUAGCUUUAGUGAUGUUUCCAAUCCAGUUACACUGAAUUAUACAGAUAAUUUUAAUGUCAAUAAUAAUAAUAAGAGUCCUGGUUCAAUAAAAACCCCGACAUAUAAUCUUAGAAAAAGUGUUCGCCAAGAACAGCAGCAACAACAAAGACAUCACUUAUGCAAACAAAAAUCUUCCACCACUAGUGAUUAUUUCACUGAAACGAAUCAUAUUCAUUCAACUGUUGAUACUUCUUCCAAUCGUCAUUCUACAAAAUGUCCAGGAACAAAAACAAUCCGAUUACCUAUGACGACAUUGUACUCUCAAGAUCCUUUAUUCAUCCGAAAUAAUCAAUCAGCAACAGCCACAACAGUCAAAUCAUCAUCACCAACAGUUACGUAUUCAAUUAAUAAAACUUCCAGAGAACCAUAUUUUACUAGAUCUGUUCGUGCUCGGGCACUACAUAAUUCUAUGACAGAUUUAUCUGAUCUGUUAAUUGGAUCACAGUUAUCUGAUUAUUCAAAUAAUAGUAGUAGUGGCAGUAGCAGUAUGACUUAUGAUUCUUUACCAUCAACUAGUCAAAAUUCCAAUACAUCAGUUAAUCUUUACACCAGUCCAUCACCAUCAUCAUUUUUUAGUGAACUGUCAGCGUCAAAUAACACUCAAACUCCUUUGUCAUUUGCUUCACUUCCAAUAAGAUUUCAUUUUCGUCAUCCGAAUGUAACAAAGAAUAAUGAUCAAAAUCAUAUUAAUAUCAUAAAAUGUAAACGUAUUCGUGUGAGUUAGAAUGAGAAGCACACAUGUGUAUAUUGUAUGUGUGUGUUUUCGUAUAUUUAUAGUUAUCCAUACGUUUAUCCUAGUGUGUACACAUUAAAUACAGGAUCAGAAUAAUGAAAUAAAAAUGACCAGUUAGUAUCAUAAAUAUGGACAUUCAUCUUAUGCAUUUUAUUAAUAAGAUUACAAUACUAAUAAUAUAUACAGGGAUAAACUGGAAUAAACAAAAUGGAUCUGAACUAUGGAAAGAAAAUAAUAGAAAACAAAAUCAACUCACUUGAAUGUGUAGAAAGUAGACAAAUGCCUGCGUUUCAACAGUCUUUCGAAUUUUCCUGCUGACUUUAUUUUUUAAAAUUGCUUAGCUAUAACUUGUUUCCUGACAUUUCAUUUAAUUAUACAGCUUCAUCUAAACGAAUGUAUUAGUUUUCGUUCUUGAUUCCUCGUUGUUAAAAUAUAAAUAUGAGAUGUUUUCACCCCGCUUUUCAGAUAAUUCUUAUCAUACAUUAAAGUUGUUCUUGUUGAUAUCAUUACAUUACAAUUAAGUCUUUCAUCUUACCAGAAACGUACAUCUUUAUAUAUUCUUAUUUUUGGGUAAAUGUGUGUAAAUUUUAUUGCAGGCAUUUGUUUGUUGCAUUAAUCUUAUUAUCUGAUUUAAUUUCCUGUUAAUUCUAAGAAUUCUCAUUCAUAUUCCUAAAUUCCAAGUGUGGUGGGUUGCAGUUCAAAUACGAUGCACCAAAUUAUUGCUUAUUUUUAAUAUGCUUUCAAGCUACUGAUAUUCAGUAGGCAUGAUGUAUUAUGGUAAACCAUUAAAUUGCACUUUUAUCUACAUAAUCUACUGCAAACCUAUUAACUCUCAUUCAUCUACGUAUAUAUACCUUACAUUGUAUAAAAUAAAUGGUGAAUUAUGUGUUAUGGUACGACAAUUCUAAUAUCCUUUCUAAGUUGAUUUACAAAUGAUGCAUUAUUAAUACACAGCAUUAUUCUUUGUGAAUUCUACUCUUGUUAUCUAUUAAUUUAAGUAUAAAAGCCUACAUAUAUUCAUAUAUAUUGACAUCUAUGAAGUUGGCUUUGUUGUCUAUGUCUGUUCUUUUGAGUAUUUGUGUUUAAUAUACAUACAUACUUCUCAAUAUC